Messenger RNA from Babesia bigemina, 1800 nucleotides. Its product is annotated as helicase, putative. The transcript has 6 exons. Lineage: Eukaryota; Apicomplexa; Aconoidasida; Piroplasmida; Babesiidae. Gene Ontology annotation, molecular function: ATP binding; nucleic acid binding. Bases 1 to 1800 code for a protein of 599 amino acids. The record is from RefSeq and is a predicted model, not a curated record.
AUGGCAGAGCUUGACGAGUUCCAGAAACGGGUAAUCAUGUGGGUCCAAGGGGCGGUUAAGUGCUCAGACGGGUCCGUUAGGCAGUAUUCGCGGAAUUCGCGCAUCCACGGCGACGUGGUGGGGAGCGCGUAUGGCAAUGUUGCGUUGAUGGUGGGGGGCGCGAAAACGGGUAAGACCUCUACCUACCUCCUGGCACUCGCCGACCUCGUCAACGUGGAGCGAUACGGAUCGGAUGAAACGGGGCCGCAGAGGGACGAAUAUCGCAACAAAACCAUACUUAACAGGUCACUGAAACCGUGUAGGUCCCCAGCCAAGCCAGACGUGCCCAAGAUACGCGGACUGCCCAAGUUCGACUGGGACUCAUUGAUGGUGCCCUUGGCCAUAGUGCUGGUGCCAAGCAGGGAAAUCGGGUCGAAGAUAUUCGAAACGUGCUGCCAGAUGAACCUCAGGGCGAGGCUCUUUGCAGGCGGCUUGGGCUACAAAAAGCAGUCGUCCUUCACGGCCGGGCACGCAGCAACCGGGCGCAAGAAGCAAAGUGACAACGUGGACCUUAUAGUGUCCACGCCGGAGAUGCUGCUGCGGGUCAUACACGGCGUGUUCGAGGACGCGCGCAUCGACAUAAGGUACCUGCGCUUUCUGGUGAUGGAGGAGGCGGACAUACUCUGCGAGGGGUUCUACCUGGAACAGCUCAACGAGGUGCUAAACAUGAUACAUUCAACCGAGCUUCGCACGCUAUGCGUCACGGCAACGAAGACGGACGCUUUGAUGAACCACAUACUGCACGCGCACCUGGAUGGCGAUGCGGACGGGUUGGCGCGGGUCACAAUAGCGCACCCGGGGAGCCACACGGUGGCCAAGAACGUGCAACAGGUCUUCACGGCGAUUGCGCAAAGCGACCCCCUGGACCGACUCAUCGAAACCCUGGAGGAGCUCGACAUCAGGGCGCGGCGCGACGGCCGCCAGACCGUGGUCUACUGCAACACCGUCAAGUGCUGCAAGUUCCUGGAGCACGCGCUCAGGGAACGGGGGUACAACGCCGCGUCGCUGCACGGGGAGAUGGGGUACGAGCAGCGCAGCAAGAGCGUCAAGGAAUUCGGGACGCAAAGCAACAUCCUCGUGGCCACCAACGUCGCUAGCAGGGGCGCCCUCAGCUGCCACGUUGAUCACGUCAUAUCGUUCGACUUCCCAAGGAACGUCACCGAUUACCUACACAGAACGGCCGGAGUGGCGCACAACGGCACGGUCAACACCUUCUUCGCGAAGAAGCACCUGCCGGUGCUCAAGAACAUACAGCGGCUCAACACGCCCGAACAUCGCAUCGAGUACCGAAACGUGAGCGCUAGGGUGGCCAGGGUGCUACAGCUGCAGCUCGAGUGGGAUGCCAAGCUUGCGCUAAGGAACCGGAAACUGAAGAAGGGGGGCAGGAAGGCGCUCAAACUGCCGCCCAGGCGUAAUAUACUCUCACCGGUCAACAAGAAGGCGAUGAAGCGAUUCUACCUGAGGGAGAAGGCGGUGAAGAAGGUGCAGUUCCUGCAGAAGCGCGGGAUGCUACGCAAGGGGUACGGGCUGCCCAGGUGGCCGGACCGCGCAGUGGAGGCCAGCGACAGCCAGGAGUUCGUGCGAAUGCAGCGCUCCGCGGACGGAUUCCUACAGGUCAUACCGAAAAGACGCUCCAGGGUUCCACGGGUUUCACAGGAAGGCGCGUACGACGACGAUGCCGUGCCCAUAGAAGGCGCGCCCUCUUACGAGCAGGAGACAAGCGACAAGCCUCGCAAACACCACCGUAACAUCAAAUUCUAA